AAACCCGACUCUUCCCAGGCAGAGGCAUCAUCCCCCUCUGUCAGUGUGACCGCCCACAUUACAGGGAGGGGGAGAGAGAAAGUGCUGCUUUGUGAAUGAGGGGAGCGGCGGAUGACAGAAAGCAAACUUUACCGAGAAUAUUUCCAACGGGAGACAAUUUUCACAUUCAGCCGGAAAGUUUGGACGCCUCAGUGAGCGAUCCCUGAAUGACAAGAACCUGGGAAAGACACACAGAAGCUGUUCUGUCACUGAGGCGUUUUGAUGAAGCUUAAAAUGAUGCUUGCCAGUUUGGCCUGUUCCAUUAGUCUUUGCCUGGUAGUUGUAAUCAGUGGCGACCCCUGCCUCAUCAUCAGCGAGAUCAAUGCCGACAACCCGAGACUGGACACCACGGAGUUUGUGGAGUUGUACCACACUAGUGGACAGCGGGCCUCGUUGGACGGCUAUACCCUCGUCUUCUAUAACGGCAAUGGAAACAUAGCCUACAAAGUGCUGGACCUAAAGGGCUACAGCACGGACGACAGAGGUUUCUUCCUGGUGGGAUCGGUGGACAUGCUGCCCAAACCGGCCAUCCUCCUGCCUCCAAACACGGUCCAAAACGGCCCAGAUGCCAUCGUCCUCUACCACACGUCCGCUGCUCGCUACAGCGAAAAGAUGAACGUCACCACUGUGGGGUUAGUGGAUGCUGUCGUCUACAUGACUCGACGCACCGGAGGCGCAGAGUUCCUGGCUGAAUUCCUGACGCCCGGGGAGCCGGCCUUCGUGGAGGAUGAAGCGGCGCUGGAGGGGGAUGAGUCGAUUGAGAGGUGCUUGCUCUCCGAUGAUCAGUGGGGCUUUCAGGUGUUUUCACCCUCCCCAGGUCAAAGGAACAACUGCACCCCACCUGCUGCGGCACCAACCAUGCCUUUAAUUACUGAGCUGAAGCUGGGUGGAGGACAGGUGGAAGGAUUUGUGGAAGUGUCAAAAGCUCCUGCUGCAGGCCCUCUCGUGCUGGUAGUAUGGGAUGGGAGGACAGACAGGGUCAGUGUCAGUGUGAAUGUGGACACCUCCAGGAAUGGGUUGAUCUCUACGAAGAUAGAUAAAAGAUAUAUGAAAGGAGACGAGUCUGGUGCAGUGGCCCUUUACAGUGGCAGAGCUACAGAUUUCCUGGUAGGGAGUCCGCUGAGCCAGACACAGCCUCUUGAUGCAUUUGUGUUCGCUGGGCCUGGAAACAGGCCAAGCGCCAACCUCACAGAGACUCUCAUCCCAGGCAGGCAUCCAUACCAGCUUAGCAACAGUUUGCAAGAGGGAGGCUUCGACCUCAGCCGCUGCGGUGUAGCUACCUGGGCUCGAGAUCCUGGUAUCUUCUGGGAGGCCCCACCAACUCCGGGGCAGCCCAACCAGUGCCCCUGGCCAAAGAUCUGUCCUCAUAGCAUCGGGAUUCCAGGAGGCACGGAUUCACCACCUCACCUCCCACCCUGGGGAAAUGGUGACUUCCUGAUCAAUGAGCUGAAUACUGAUACACCUGGUGCAGCAGAAGAUGGAGAGUUCAUUGAGCUUUGGCACCCGUCGGGUCGCAGAGUCUCCUUGCAGGGCAUCUGGAUCGUGCUGUUCAGCGCGCACAACAACCGCCCCUACCGGGAGAUCAGCCUGAGUGGACACUUCACCACCGCCAGAGGUUACUUUCUGCUGGGCAGUGACAGGCUGGUACCAGCUCCAUCACUUCGCCUGCCGCCCAACACCAUCCAGAAUGGGCCCGAUGCUGUGGCGCUCUACCGUAGCCCUCUCGGCCCGCCGUCAGCGACGCAAAGGGGGAUCCCUACAAAAGGCUUGCUGGAUGCGGUGGUGUACCGACAAAGAGGAUCGGAUAAGGAUGCACAAGAGCUGAGCCAAGCUCUAACCCCUGGACAGCUGCCUUUGCUGGAAGAUCCAGAUGUUCUGGUUGAUGAUGAGGCCCUGAGCCGCUGUAGAGGCCUCUACCCCUUUGAUCUGUCUGCGUUCUCAGUGGCCCCACCCACCCCUCUGAGGGAAAACAGCUGUCCGCGUCCGCCUCCAGCCCCCGAAGGCGUCGUCAUCAGUGAGGUGGCCAGCAAUCGAUGGACCAAUCACAGUCAGCAGAGGGCCUAUGUGGAGCUGCACGGGCCACCCAACACAAUCCUGCUGGGCUUGGUACUGUCAGUGUUUGACCAAGAGCGCAGUGGGACUGUCAUUUCCCUUCCUUUGACUGGAUCUGUUGAUCAGGAUGGGUUUUACAUCAUUGGAAAUGUAACCGGAGCAGAUCAGACCUUCCCAGAAGGCUCCACGGUGCCAAUGCGAGGAGCAGUGAUCCUCUGUUAUGACUUGUUCAGUGUCUGUCGAGCUGGCACCGCUCUAACCAACUCCAGCCUCAGGGAUGUGCUGGUGUUCAGCGAAAACCAGCAGCUUGCCUCCUCCCUGUCCACCACCAGGGGGAGCCAAGUGAUGCCAGCUCUCAGGUCAGUGGAAGAUGGUCCCGUCUCACUCAGCCGGUGUUCAUGCUGUGAGGUUCGGAGCCCCUCCUCCUGGACCAGCUCGUCUCCCACACCUCGCAGUACCAACGUCUGUCCGAGCUCCGCCUUCUCCAGUAAUAUCGAUAUUUGUCUCGGGCCCCUGUCCAAAGACUGGCAAGAGCAGUCGGAAGAUUGCAGUGGUCUAAUUCCUAGAAAGAGGGUCGCUGAGGUGGCUGAGUAUCUGGAGCAGAGGUGUCACUGUGGUAUUUCUGCAUUGUAUCUCCAGGGGGCCAACUUUUCCUGUGUGUCUGGCUGGCUGCGAGUCUGGGGGAACAUCCAGGCCUUGUCAGACCAUCAGAAAGGCCUCAUCAUCCAGACAUCGCACAUGAACCCCUCGCCUCCACAGGCAGACGCCUGUUCCUCUCCCAGCACCGGUCGUUACUCUGGCACAGCCUCCACCCUGGGGUUACAGAUAGGACUGAUAGUAGCAGUGCUCCUGCUGCUGGGACUCGGAGCUGCUCUCUUCACAUAUUUCUACAGGAGGAGGCGUCCGCUGGACUAUUCCACCAUGGAGUUGAGUGAACAUGCAGAGGGACUGUCAGAUCUAUAAUCCAGGCUUCACUUCAGCUGGUUUGCUUCUGAAAGCACUUGUGCGCAAGUGAAGACUUCAGCUAAGCAAACAAGAGAUAAUCAGAGGCUGAUGUGACGUGUACAUAUGGCUGAUGUUUGUGGCUGUUUGGAAAUGAAAGCCACCACAAGUGUCCUUCUGUGUGUCUUUGAAAGAUCACAGAUGAAAACAACUCAUUUGUUUAACAGUGUGGUGGGAUGCAGUUUGUGUCAUAUUUCACGGCUCCAGUGACAUUCAUUAAAGCAAAUUAAGAUAAUAACAUGUUUCUAUGAAAUGUACAACCUUUGCUUGUAAACAUCACCUAGUAGGGAAAUUAAGAUUUAAGGAAGGGACUUCUUUUUUUUUUUUAAUACUUGACUCUUAAAUGCUCUUUUUUGUGGUUUUAUUAAUGAUACUGUUGAUAAAGCUUUCAAGGUUUAAAAAAAAAAAAAAAAAAAACAUGCUUUUGGAUUUAUGCAGAAAGGUUAGCUGGUACUGAAAUGUUGCUUCAUGUGCUUCAGAACCGAGAUAAUCAAUGUUCAGUCUAUAAAAUCAGUGCCAAUCCUGCUACAUAUUGUUUCAGUCCUUUUCAGACUGUCGUGACUCAAAGAGCUUGCUUGUCCUUUAAAUGUGAAUGUCUCUAACGUGUGAUUUUGUAACCACUUCUGUUUGAUUCAAGCAGAAUUUACAUUUUCCUGAUUGAAAAUGAAAAGAAGGGAAUGUGAGAGACUAAUCAAGAAAUUUCCCAAAUGAGGAGGAUUUUUUGACUUUUUUUUUUUUUUUUUUUAUUCAAUACAAUUUGUAUGUUUUUGUGACACUGAAGCCUCUCCUGUGCCUUUCAUCUGUGUGCUGGCCUUUCAGCGGAUUCCUACUUUAUUACACAGCCCCCCAUCUGGUUGCUUUUUCAAUCUUAUGUUGUGCACAAACUCUUUUUUUUUUUUUUUGAUUAAAUGUUCUCGGUGAGGUGAAGGGAUGUUGUAAUUUCCCCUAUUUUUUCUGUACAUAUCUAUGUCAAGCAGACUUAGCCCUGUGAAAAGAGUCUCGUUUGAGUUAAAACAAGCUGAGAUCUAUCAUUAGAUGGUAAGAAAAGUAAACUUUUUUCUUUAGGGACCAAAAGGAAAGCAGUUUUGAGUUAAGGCAGAAGAAGCGUUUGCAUCAAAACUGAUGGCAUGGAAAGGGCCAUUAUAAAAUCCAAGGUAAUUUUAACUAUAUGCUUAUGAAGUGUAUAUAAAAGUCAUUACAAAUGCUUAAAAUAACAAUUUAUCUUGACGUAGGGAAAUUGAUCACGAUGCUAAAAUUGAUUUUCAUUUUGCUGCAAACACAUAUUUUGUUCAGGCCGUUGCCAAGACAACCUGGUCCUGGAUUAGCAUCAGAAAAUGGAUGGCUCGCUGUUUUGAGCCGACUACUUUGUUUUGUUGUAAAACCAGACAGAUGUUGGCAAAUGAACAGUUUGAAGAGUGUUUUACCCUUGGAGUCUUUCUUAUGAAUGAUUGUGAGAUGUAUUUUAUUGUUAAUUUCUUUGUGCAAGACGACUUUUGUGUGUGAGAAGAUGGAAAGUGAACAAGCAGGAUGAGCUCAUGCAAGUUAACAUGACUCUUCUUGAUAAAAGUAUGGUGGGUUUUUUCCCUUUUGCAUCUUCACAGAUGGGUUCACAUGAGUAGUAUUAAAAUGAAUCCAAUUUGUGUGCGAAAACAGGAACUAAAAGAUUAUGCAUAUUCAUGGGAUCUAAACGUCAUAGGUUUUCAUGGUAAACAUCCUCUUCUACACUAUUGACGUCGAAAGAACCACUACGGUGAAAAGAUACUUUGUACCAUAUUUACAAGCCAUGGAUUUCAAACUUCUUGUAUUUUAUUUUUCUUCCAAUGUCCAGAACAUGUUGAAAUAAAGUACUUUCACAAAUGUGUAGUCAAA
Messenger RNA from Cololabis saira (Pacific saury), 4962 nucleotides. RefSeq lists its product as uncharacterized. NCBI's taxonomy places the organism in Eukaryota, Metazoa, Chordata, Actinopteri, Beloniformes, Belonidae. The transcript has 12 exons. The coding region runs from base 262 to 3054 and encodes 930 amino acids. The record is from RefSeq and is a predicted model, not a curated record.